Cavia porcellus (domestic guinea pig) is the source of this 2732-nucleotide messenger RNA. It is a transcript of the gene Tctn1, whose product is annotated as tectonic family member 1. NCBI's taxonomy places the organism in Eukaryota, Metazoa, Chordata, Mammalia, Rodentia, Caviidae. The record is from RefSeq and is a predicted model, not a curated record. The transcript has 14 exons. Gene Ontology annotation, cellular component: MKS complex. Gene Ontology annotation, biological process: cilium assembly; protein localization to ciliary transition zone. The coding region runs from base 109 to 1881 and encodes 590 amino acids.
UCUGGCGCAGCUUCGCAGGUCCUAUCCCAUGAUACCUCGCGCCUGGCUGUAGCUGUUGCGGGGCAACGAAUAGUCCAGAGCUCGGGCAGCUCGGAGUUCUGCAGGGCCAUGAGGCCUCAGGGCCUGCAGCUGCUCUUGCUGCUGCUUCUGGCCACCUGGGCCUCCGUGAGCGCGCAAGCCGUAGCCACUCUCGCGGUGCCAACCGAGGACCUCAACUCCACCGAGGCAUCCCCUGCCACUCUCGGACCCUCCCCAACGCCUACGACCUUAGGCACCUCCAGACCCCAGAAGCCCCCAGGCCCCAGGCCUUCCCCAGUCACGGAUGUGGCCGCUCUGUGUGUCUGUGACUUGUCCCCUGCCCAGUGUGAUGUCAACUGCUGUUGUGACCCUGACUGCAGCUCCGAGGAUUUCAGUGUCUUCUCUGCAUGCUCAGUUCCAGUUGUCACGGGAGACAGCCACUUCUGCAGUCAGAAAGCAGCCAUCUACUUUUUGAAUUUUACAGCAAACCCUCCUCAAAGGGUAUUUAAACUUGUUGACCAGAUCAAUCCAUCUAUUUUCUGCAUUCAUACUACAAACUAUAAACCUGCAUUAUCCUUUAUUAAUCCAGAAGUGCCUGAUGAGAACAGUUUUGAUAGGUGGAUGAAAACAUCGGAAGGUUUUACAUCAAAUGUAGAAGCAGAUGUUUCUUUUACGGCCAAAUCAGAUGCUUCACAUACUACUAAAUAUGAGUACGGGGCUCCUCUGCAGGCUUCAGCUGCAUCUCCGCAUCCCUUUCUGAGAUUCCCUUCGCCUCUCACGUCGGCUCUGUGCACGGAUAACAACCCUGCAGCAUUUCUGGUGAACCAGGCUGUUAAGUGCACCAGAAGUGUAAAUUUAGAACAGUGUGAAGAAAUGGAGGCCCUUAGGAUGGACUAUUACAGCAGCCCUAUGAUUCUGAGGGCGCCCAAUUCACUGACACAGGUCCCAAUCACUGUCCAGUCCAUCACUGUUCAAUCUCUGAAUAAAACGCUGACCCGCCUGGAGGACAAGGGCCCACGGCUGCCGUCUCUCAAUGGUUCGGGGCACGACAGCAUCUGCAUUAAUGUUGUACUUGAAGUGAAGUACAGCCUCACGUACACAGACGCAGGCGAGGUCACCGGGGCCGGCCUCUCACUGCUUCUGGGGACCCUUAGCCGUGCCACGGUCCCCCUGCAGCAGAAGUUUGAAAUUAGCUUCAUUCAGCAAAACACAAGGCCCGUUGCUCUCAGCGGCAACCCUGGUUACCUGGUAGGGCUCCCACUUGUCGCAGGACUGCAGCCCCGGAAGGGGUCUGCGAUUAUCCAGAGCACGAAUAGGUACGGACAACUCACUGUUCUCCGUAGCACAGCUGAGCAAGACUGCCUUGUGGCUGAUGGGCUCCGGACCCCUGUGCUGUUUGGUUACAACAUGCAGACGGGCUGCCAGCUCAGGCUGAGCCCUGCCAUCCCGUGCCGGCUUGUGGCACAGAGGGUGAAGGACCUGCUGAAGGGCCAGGGCUUCCCAGAUUUCGUGGCCCCAUUCGGCAAUUCCAGAGCCCAGGACGUGCUGGACUGGGUGCCUGUCCACUUCAUCACCCACGCACCCACGGUCACGGAUUCCUGUCAGCUCCCAGUGGCUCUAGUCAUAGAAGUGAAGUGGACUAAGUACGGGUCACUACUGAACCCCCAGGCCAGAAUAGUAAAUGUCACGGCGAAUCUCAUUUCCUCCGCCUUUCCACAGCCCCAGGCAGGAAGUCAAAGGACGAUUGUGGUUUCCACCGCGGUGACCUUUGUGGACGUCUCUGCACCAGCAGUGGCUGGCUUCCGGGCUCGGCCCACCAUCAACGCCAGGCUACCCUUCGACUUCUUCUUCCCAUUUGCGUGAUGCGAGUGGUCAUGCCGGGCCCACCGUGAAGGGCUGCACCGUGGGACAGCGUGCACUCAGGGCUGCAGGCCUCCUGGAGCUGGUGACCACUGGGUCACACUCCUUUUGGCCCUGGUGUCACUCCUAAGCCCACACACUCCCCUCUCCUCUUGGGAAUUGCACUUGGCUUGAUUCCAUUUCUGAGCUGGUCAGUCCAGUGCUCUGCACUCAGGUCCUGGAUGGAAACCGAGCUGUCCCUCGGAGACUGCAGGAAAAAGACUAUGACACGGUGUGUGCAGGGAGGGUCCAUUUGGGGCCUCCUCCAUCCCUGCUUUGAUGUGAGUUAUUUUAAAAAGGUCCAUUGUUCAGAGUCCAGCUUUUCUUUCCAGUCCCGUAGAAAUAAGUACAAAAAUAGCAAAAUACCAUAUAAAAUCAUGCGAGGAGAGCACAAAGCUUCACGAGGGGCUCUUUCCCCAAAGAUUAUGUUAAUGACAGGGCCAGCACAGGUCUAAUUUCCGUUUGCCCUCCGAGCUCUGCUGGCUCUGCGCAGAGCAGCCAGGUGGGUGGAUGAGGGAAGAAUAGGUGGGAGGGCCGGGAAGGAGCACAGCUCUUUCAGGCAUUAAUUGUAGGGUAGCUGAGGAAAACAACGCCAGGUGCAGGAGGAGGGGCAGCCAGUGAGAAGCCGGGCAGCUGGAUCCCGGGAGGGGUGCGUGAGGGGACCCCACCGCAGUGUCUGGAGGAAGAAAGACGGGGUAGGGAGCUGGCAGCCAAGCCAGCUGGUUUCCUUUCUUUUCCUGUCCAAAUGCUCCUCAGAAAGGGUGCCCAGGGCCUGAAAACUCCACAUUUGAUGAGAUUAAAUUUAUUUACAACCA